AACCGCAAGAAGUGUAUUCACUUUGCGAGAGAGUAAACAACUAGAAGUGUUAAUUAGAAGGAAUUAAUGGGGAUGAAGGUAGAGCAAGUUCUUCACAUGGUUGGAGGAGCUGGAGAGACCAGCUACGCCACCAAUUCCAGGGUUCAAGAGAAGGCAAUACUUGAAACGAAGUCCAUAGUGGAGGAGGCCGUGAGAGAGGUCUAUAAGACCAUCCUGCCUGAGAGCAUGGUGGUGGCUGAUUUGGGUUGCUCUUCCGGUCCUAACACGUUUCACGUGGUCUUCGAGGUGAUCGAUAUCGUCGACGAUCAGAGCCGACGGCUGGGACGCCCCUCGCCGGAGGUGCAGUUCUUCUUGAACGAUCUCCCGGGGAACGACUUCAACAAUAUUUUUCAGUCCCUGGAAGGAUAUGAGGAGAAAUUAAAGGGGCAGAAAGGAGAGCGGAUUCCGCCGUUCUAUGUUGUGGGAGUGCCUGGCUCUUUCUAUGGGAGGCUUUUCCCCUCUCGGAGCGUUCAUUUCUUUCAUUCUUCCUUCUGUCUUAUGUGGCUCUCUCAGGUUCCUCCGGGAGUGGAGAGCAGCACCGGUGUUCCAUUAAAUGAGGGAAACAUUUACAUAUGGGAGACCAGUCCACCUAGUGUGGUGAAAUCAUAUCAAGAGCAAUACCAGAGGGACUUCGCGACAUUUCUCGAGUCCCGCUUCCAAGAACUCAGUUUCGGAGGUCAGAUGGUCUUUACAUUUUUGGGAAGGACGAGCAAACAUGCUGCAAGUGGAGAAUUGAGCCAGCUUUGGGGACUACUGGCUGAGGCACUGAAUUCUAUGGUCCUGGAGGGUAUCAUACAAAAGGAAAAAGUGGAUGCAUUCAAUUUGCCUUUUUAUGCACCUUCCAUAGAGGAAGUGAAAGCAGUGAUACAAAGUGUAGGAUUAUUUGAUCUCGAUCAAGUACAAAUAUUUAAGUCAAACUGGGAUCCACUUGAUGACUCUAGUGAUGAUUACAUAUAUGAUAAUUUUCUAAGCGGAGAAAAUGUGGCAAAGAGUAUAAGAGCAGUGAUAGAACCCGUGAUUGCACGCAACUUUGGGGAGCACAUACUUGAUGAUUUGUUUUCAAGAUAUGCAAAGAAUGUUGCGAGGCACCUCUUGAAGGAGAAGACCAAGUAUCCUGUUUUUGUCAUUGCUUUGAAGGCAAAAAUGGUUCCUCCGGGAGUUGAGAGUGACACGGGUAUUCCACUAAAUGAGGGAAACAUCUGCAUAUCAGAGAUGAGUCCACCUACUAUGGUGAAAUUAUAUCAAGAGCAAUAUCGGAGGGACUUCACGACAUUUCUUGAGUCCCGUUUCCAAGAACUCAGUUCCGGAGGAUGAAUGGUCUUAACAUUUUUGGGAAGGAUGAGCAAACAUGCACCAAGUGGAGAAGCAAGCCAGCUUUGGGGAGAACUGGCUGAGGCACUCAAUGCUAUGGUUGUAGAGGGUAUCUUGCAAAAGGAAAAAAUGGAUGCAUUCAAUUUGCCCUUUUAUGCACCUUACAUAGAGGAAGUGAAAGCAGAUAUACAAAAUGUAGAACCAUUUGAUCUCGAUCGAGAGCAAAUAUUCCAGUCAAAUUGCGAUCCCCUCGAUGAUUCUAGUGAUGAUUACAUAUAUGAUAAUUUUCUAGGCGGGGAAGAUGAGGCAAAGAAUACAAGAGCAGUGAUAGGACCCAUGAUUGCACAUGACUUUGGGGAGCACAUACUUGAUGAUUUGUUUUCAAGAUUAGCAAAGAUUGUUGCAAGGAAUCUCUUGAAGGGGAAGACCGAGUGUCCUGUUUUUGUCAUGGCUUUGAAGACAAAAAUGUGA
This is a messenger RNA of Elaeis guineensis (African oil palm), 1821 nucleotides long. RefSeq names its product anthranilate O-methyltransferase 1. The record is from RefSeq and is a predicted model, not a curated record. NCBI's taxonomy places the organism in Eukaryota, Viridiplantae, Streptophyta, Magnoliopsida, Arecales, Arecaceae. Gene Ontology annotation, molecular function: methyltransferase activity.